This is a messenger RNA of Pipistrellus kuhlii (Kuhl's pipistrelle), 2412 nucleotides long. RefSeq names its product caspase-13-like. NCBI's taxonomy places the organism in Eukaryota, Metazoa, Chordata, Mammalia, Chiroptera, Vespertilionidae. Gene Ontology annotation, molecular function: caspase binding; cysteine-type endopeptidase activity. Bases 85 to 1221 code for a protein of 378 amino acids. The record is from RefSeq and is a predicted model, not a curated record. The transcript has 8 exons. Gene Ontology annotation, cellular component: protein-containing complex. Gene Ontology annotation, biological process: regulation of apoptotic process; proteolysis.
CACUGAGGAGAUGCCAGAAACUUUCAUUUUUGAGUUUGUGUCUUGCUUCCCAGCAGCAGGAAGGGGCUGAGGCUGGUGGCACCCAUGGCUGAUGGACACAACAAAAACCCAUUUCAGGAUUUGGAAUCUAUUGGGAAAGAGAUCUUAGCUGGAGUUUUGGAUAUGUUGGUGACAAAAGAUGUUCUGAAAUUGAAGGAAACUGACAAGAAAAAAUUCAAUGAUGCCAAGCCUGGAGACAAGAUCCAGGUUGUACUGGAUGCUGUGGGACAGAAACGCAUUGAAGCAGGUCAAAUCCUUGUCAAAGCCUUUGUUAAUACAAACAAAAAUGCCAUCUGCAAUGAAGAUCCUACAGUUCCUCCAGAAAUGACUGGGCCAGCUGAGUCAGCAGAAACUACAGAUACCCUCAAGCUUUGUCCUCAUGAAGAUUUCCUGAAAGUGUGUAAAGAAAGGGCUAAAGAGAUCUAUCCAAUAAAGGAGAAAACAAGCCGCACUCGCCUGGCUCUCAUCAUAUGCAACAGAGAGUUUGGUCAUCUUCAGCCCAGGCAGGGGGCUGAACUUGACAUCACAGGGAUGGAAGAGUUGCUUGUGGGCCUCGGCUACAGUGUGACUGUGGAAGAGAACCUCACAGCCAAGGAGAUGGAGUCAGUGCUGGUGACAUUUGCUUCCCAAAAAGAGCACAGUACCUCAGAUAGCACAUUCCUGGUGUUCAUGUCGCAUGGCCUCCUGGAUUAUCUCUGUGGGACUAGGCAUAGCGACGAACACCCAGAUGUGCUGCCUUAUGACACCAUCUUUCGGAUAUUCAACAAUCGCAACUGCCCCAGUCUCAAGGACAAGCCGAAGGUCAUCAUUGUCCAGGCCUGCAGAGGUGAAAACCGCGGGGAAACUUGGGUCAGUGACUCUCCAGUAGCCGUGAUGGACAACCCUUUACAGUCAGCUGAUAGCAUGGAAGAAGAGGCCAUUUCCAAAGCUCACGUGGAGAAGGACUUCAUUGCUUUCUGCUCCUCAACCCCACAUAACAUAUCCUGGAGAGACCCUAGUACAGGUUCUGCCUUCAUCGCACAGCUAAUCAGAUGCUUCAAAGAGUAUUCUUGGCGCCUUCACCUCGAGGAAGUAUUUCGGAAGGUACAACUAUCAUUCGAAAAGCCAGAUGUUAGAGCCCAGAUGCCCACCAUUGAACGAGUAUCCAUGUCAAGACAUUUCUACCUCUUUCCUGGCAAUUGAAAAUACUAAGGAUCAAAGCUGUUGUCACGUAGAAUAAAGGGGAAAGUCAUACUGGUGGUGAGGUUCAACAGCUAAUGACAGUCAAUUGCAUGGGUAGUCAAAUUAAUGUUGCUUCUUGAUAUAGUUUAGUGACUAGAUGUUAUUUUUUUCUCUACUUAUAUGAAUCUGGAUCCUCCUCAUCUCCAUGAUCAAUUAAUCAGUCAGCCAAUCAAGGAGAUAAGCCAUACUAAGACAGGGAGUAAUAAACAAUUAAGGACACAAUGUAGUAAUUAAUGAAACAGAAAUGUACUCAUGCUUCCACUAUUACUUUAUAUUUCUUUCUCACCACACACACACACACACACACACACACACACACACACACAAGUUACCAAACAUUGCCUUAGAUCCUGAAAAGCAAAAAUAAAAUAAAAACAAAAACACAGAAAAUAGAGGAGAUGACUGUGAAGGAAGCAAGACUUUGGUCCUUUAAAUGCAGAUGUCACAUUACUGAACUUAAGCUACAACUACCAAGACAGUAUAAAAUAUACUGUAAUUCUUGUAUUGAUGCAGAUUCUGUCUUCCUGACAGUUCACAUAAAGUAGAUUUUAGAGUGUGCUCUCAGAUCCUUAAUUACUGCUCUGAAUCCUUUCAAGCACCCAUGUUAACACACAUUUAUUGUGUUUUGGUAAAUAUAUUUUAGAAUGGGUUCAACGAAUUUAGACUUAUUUAUUAUUUACUCACUCAUAAGAGCUGUAUAUCACAUUGUAUUGUAAAUCUAUUGUUAAUCUCUCUUUCAACAGCAUGAUUAAAAUUAUACUUUAUAGUAAAAGUUAUCUCACUACUUUAAGUCUUUACCCACCAUGUUCUACUCCUGGUUUGUGAUUUUCAGGUGGAAUAAUUGCAUAAAUAGUUCAUCAGAAUAGUGUUUAUUGCCUAAUUAGUAUUAGAGAACCACAUUAGGGAUUGACCUAUUUGACUAAUAUUUAUCAAGCACUUACUAUAUUCCAAGUUUUGUUCUAGAAUAUUGAAAUAUACAAGUAUACAAAAUAAAUGGAAAGCUUUGUUUCAGAAAGCUCAUACUCUAGUAAGUGGAGACAGACUAUAAAUACACAAACAAGUAAAUAUAUGUGAGACUGAUAAGAACUAAGAAGAAAAAUAAAUGAGGUUAAAAUGAUGAAAGAGCCGAGACCGGUUUGGCUCAAUGGAUAG